CUGAAUGAUAAAAUUGUUAAGAAACCUUCACCAAGGUUAAUAGACUAUGUCGUAUUCGUUGGUAAAAGGCAUCCCAGCCGACACGGACAACCUGUUUCCCAGCCCGAAUUAUUGAGAGUCUAUCCUCCACAGAAUCACGAUGACUUUGCACUCCCAAGUGACGUUAUUUUUUUCUGUCAACCAGAAGGUUGCUAUAAUACGUCCUCAACAUCUUUUUGUUUCACUUUCAUGCUAACUGAUAAGGAGUCUAACACUGCACGCUUUGGUGUUUGCUUAAAUUUCCUUCGUCCAAUAGGACGCCGGAAAUCUAAUUAUAUUGCCGAAGUUACUCGUGGAUGUCAUCAUCUUGAUCGUCCUGAGCGACCAUACACCCACACUCUUACGUCCAUUUGUUUGGUUUCUCGUUAUCAGUUCUGCAAAAAGUUUCAGAGAUGUCUACAGUUCCUGUAUACUCUUAUACAAAAACAAACAGUCUGGUCAGUACUUACGGGAGCAAUCGAGUCAGCUGAAAUACCGGCUGUAAGGAAGAGCGUUGAGGAAAUUGAUACGUGGAUCCUUCGGCUUUUAAGUAUACCAGCCCCCGUAUUCGGUAGGACAGCUAUCCACGUGAGUUAUUAUCCGCCUGACCUCGCCAAACCAAUAAUUUUUGCACUUCCUGACAAGCAUAGGUUUUCGUUAGUGGAUUAUCCCCUCCAUUUGCCACUGAGCUUGUUGGGCAUCGAAAAGUUUAUAAAGGUCUUUUUCUCACUUCUGCUUGAACAAAAGAUCGUUUUGGAAUCAUCCCACCACGAACGGCUGACUACCUGUGUGAUGUCUUUCACCGCCCUCUGUUAUCCUCUUCAGUACCUUUUCACCGUCAUUCCUCUCUUGCCCUCUUCUCUAAAAGGCGCUGAACAGCUCCUACAGGCCCCCUCGCCAUACAUUAUAGGCAUACCACGAAACUUUCGGGACUCCCGCCCCUCCCUACAACUCCCCAAAGACGUCCUCCUAGUCGAUUUGGACACCCAAGAAGCUCUGGCUGGACUGCGUGGUCUUCGCGAUGAGACGUCAGGAGUGGGCGUUUCGAGGAAAGACAAAAUAACCUCAAAAAGCCAUUCGCUAAACCUGGAACUCAAUUCGCCCGAUUUCCUUUUCCCUGAUCUUGAUGAGGAUUCACUUAAUGUGGCCAUUCGCGUUGCCAUGGUGCGCUUCUUCAAGUCCCCAUACCUACUUGGGGGAUUCACUGACCACACAAGAACGGUCCGGCUAUACCCUCGACCCGUUGUUGCCUUCCAAUAUGAAAGGUUUAUGAAGUCUCGCCCUGACCCCGCUCCCUUCACCAUUGUCCUCGCCAGAACACAGGCAGUGGAGUACUUUGCCGAGUGGUCAUUGAUGCCGGAUAACUUGGUGUACCAAAAAAUUGGCGACGAUGUCUUUCGUCCAUCAGAAAUCGGAGACAAAGACCAAUGGUUCAGCGACGACUUGAUGAUAGUUCCAUUCCAGCUAUGGACGGAGCGCUUCGAUCGUGGUCUUUUAAGACCAGUUGUCGAGUUGCUUUCCUCUACUCCGCACCAAGGUUGCUGGUCUGCCAGCAAGCAGCUGAAAGUCAACGAUUCGUCCUCAGCAACUACGUUUUCGGCGUCGGUUUCUUGCGAAAUCGGCAUUUCCAGUGACUCUGAGACCCCUACAGGUUAUUAA
Mesocestoides corti is the source of this 1677-nucleotide messenger RNA. NCBI's taxonomy places the organism in Eukaryota, Metazoa, Platyhelminthes, Cestoda, Cyclophyllidea, Mesocestoididae. The record is from the annotation of a GenBank genome assembly.